AUCUCUCCUCCCUCCCUCCCUCUCUCCAUCUCUCCUCCCUCCCUCCCCCGCUCCAUCUCUCCUCCAUCUCUUCUCUCCUCGGUUCCGGAGCAGGAUGGACGUUGCAAACCAGCUGGUGGCCCAGGGCCAGUUCAGGGUUCUGAAGGUUCCUCUGGGCUUCAUCAAGGUCUUAGAAUGGUUUUUUGCCAUCUUUGCCUUCUCCACCUGUGGCAGUUAUUCUGGGAUGUUCAAGAUGGCCGUGGAGUGUAAGAACCGAACGGACAGCGACCUUGGUGUGGAGGUGCAGUUUGAAUAUCCAUUCAGACUCCAUCAGGUGUACUUCGACGCCCCCACCUGUACGGACGGGAGCAAGGAACGAGUCUUCCUGGUUGGCGACUACUCUUCUUCAGCUGAAUUCUUCGUCACUAUCGGUGUGUUCGCCUUCCUCUACUCCACAGCUGCUCUCGCCAUCUACAUCUUCUUUUAUGAAAAGUACAAGGAGAACAACAAAGGCCCUCUGAUUGACCUCGGAGUGACCGGAGUUUUUGCCUUCAUGUGGCUCGUGAGUUCCGCAGCCUGGGCUAAAGGUCUGUCCGACGUGAAGACAGCAACAAAUCCAGACGAGGUCGUCACUAUGAUUAAAGCCUGUGAAGAGAAGAUACACAGGUGCCAUGAAGUUCACGACCCGGUGAUGUCUGGACUCAACACGUCAGUGGCAUUCGGCUUCAUCAAUCUGAUCCUUUGGCUGGGAAACCUCUGGUUCGUCUUCAAGGAGACGGGGAUCAUAGCCCCCUUCAUGCGGGCUCCGCCUCCCCAGGAUAAACCUGCUCCUGACGCCUAUGGCCAGCAGGGGGCGUAUGAACAAGACCCGUAUGCCAGCAGCCAGGGUGGCUACCAACCCGAAUACAACCAGCAGGGAUACAACCAGGAAGCAGAGUACGGUCAAGGCUACGGUCAGCAGGGGGCUCCAACCUCCUACUCCAACCAGAUGUGAGCGGACAGAAAGCAGGAAGCGUCGGAGUGAACCAGCAGUGGGUCGCCAGCAACCUACCCACAAUGCAACACUCCUGUCUGUAUGCAGAGUUCCUGGGUGGGAUGGGGGUGGGGAGGGGUUAACUGAUGUGUAAAUGACCUAAAAUGAGAGAAUUAUAAAUAAAAACACAACUUGAAGAAACCACCGAGACAACAACAGGAAGCCUGAGGAGCAGGAACCUGAGUCCGUUACCGUGGUGAUCCUGUCGUUCCAGUAUGUAAUCGGUGUGCUGUAUAGAUGUCACUCAACACAUAUAUAUAUAAGAUAUAAACUGAACUCUCGCUUCUUUUUUUGUAUUGACCUCAAGUAGCUGUUUAAGCUCCUCCCCCUGAACCCGAGUCUCACCUGACAACUCUGAAGCUGUUCAUACUGAGUCCAGAUGUGAGUCCGAUCCGAACCUGAAACAGAAUCUGAGCUGGGUGUUUACCAGCGUCGCAGGAAGUGAUGUCAUCCUAGACUCACUGUGAACCCAGCUUCAAGGCGGCUCAGGGUGGAUCCAACACGCUGUGUCUGAGAGGUCCGUCUGAAGGAUGAAACCGGACCAGAACCAGGGCCAGAACUAGACCUGGACGCCACUAAAUGAAGAAUCACUCACAAAGUUGUGGACCUGCAGCUUCUCCAUCUCCUCGUCUUCCUCCUGCCUCCUGAAUGUGUCGACGUGUCCAGCUUUACCCUUCAGACAGACUGCUGUGUUUGUCUGCUCUCGGCCAAUCAGAAGACUGAAAAGUUCUCAUCUUCCUCAUUUCUUCUUCUUGUGUUUUUCUAAGUGAGGUGUUUCUAGUACCUUCCUCCGCAUGGUGACAUGUUCUCUUCUUGUGUUGUUCGGUAACUACCGAUCAGUGUGAUCGUACUUCCUGGUUCUUGUACAGGCGCGUCUGUGAUCAUUGCUCGUUUGCUCUCCCCUUCCAGCCUCAUCCCACUUCCUUUAUUUAUUUAUCUCCAUUCCUCCUUCUCCCCUUAGAUCUUCUCUCCCGCUUUGUUUUCCUCGUUCUUUUGUGUGACCUUCCUUUUGACCUCUGUGAUGUAACUUCCUCAGCAUCAGUAACCAUGACAAUGGUGUUGACAGUGAUGAUGAUGUGUGACUUGUUGCUAUGGAAAUGCCCCCCUGCUGUGUUUCUUCAGUGAAAAGUUACAAUAAAGGAUAAACUGGUCCCA
Molecule: messenger RNA, 2167 nt
Organism: Nothobranchius furzeri (turquoise killifish)
Lineage: Eukaryota; Metazoa; Chordata; Actinopteri; Cyprinodontiformes; Nothobranchiidae
Gene: sypa
Product: synaptophysin a
Cellular component (GO): synaptic vesicle; synaptic vesicle membrane; presynaptic active zone
Source: RefSeq, a predicted model, not a curated record